AUGUUGAACCAACCAUACAUGUACCAGCAGGACAACUCCUCAAACUCAUACCAAACUCGUCCAAGCAUCUCAUCUAGAAGCUACAAGACUGCCAUCGAGCAAAGAAUGAACAAGAUCAGAAGCAUUCACCAGGUCCUAGUUACCAAGCCAUAA
Acytostelium subglobosum LB1 is the source of this 153-nucleotide messenger RNA. RefSeq lists its product as hypothetical. The record is from RefSeq and is a predicted model, not a curated record. The transcript is spliced from 2 exons. Lineage: Eukaryota; Evosea; Eumycetozoa; Acytosteliales; Acytosteliaceae. The coding region runs from base 1 to 153 and encodes 50 amino acids.